This is a messenger RNA of Portunus trituberculatus (swimming crab), 3622 nucleotides long. Its product is annotated as GPI inositol-deacylase-like. Gene Ontology annotation, biological process: endoplasmic reticulum to Golgi vesicle-mediated transport; GPI anchor metabolic process. Lineage: Eukaryota; Metazoa; Arthropoda; Malacostraca; Decapoda; Portunidae. Gene Ontology annotation, molecular function: phosphatidylinositol deacylase activity. The record is from RefSeq and is a predicted model, not a curated record. Gene Ontology annotation, cellular component: endoplasmic reticulum.
GGAGAGCGAGGUUAAUCUUUCCCGGCAAAACACAACACAUACUCUCCCCGCUCUCCCACCACUCUCCCACACACCUGGACAGCGUGACCCAGCGUGAUAGAAGACAAAAGCACAUGAAAAGAGUAGAGUGAGAGGUGGGAGAGAGGGAGAGGAAGGGAGUGGAGGUGCGCUGAUGAUUGAACAGUGGUGAUGGCAUUUGAGGUGAAGCUUGUGAUAGCCGGGGUGCUGGCCAGCUUCCUCACUCUGGGCGGGUAUGAACACCUCUUUAAUAUGGAGCCCAACAGGUGUGAGAUGACCUACAUGUUCCAGAAGCCGCACUUCAUUCCCAUCCAGCUGCCGACAGAGGUAGCCAAGCAGUUCCCUCUGUACGGCCUCUAUGUGUACGGGGAGGGCGACUUGGUGAAGGAGCUGGAGGGCAAGAAGUAUGCUGGUGUGCCCGUCCUCUUUGUACCAGGCAAUGGAGGCUCACACAAGCAGGUGCGAUCCUUGGCGUCCGUGGCUUACCGGAAGUCACUGGAGGAUGGCAUCACCUUCCACUUCAAUUUCUUCACGGUGGAUCUGAAUGAGGAGCUGGCGGCGCUGUAUGGGGCGGUGCUGCAGCGACAGACGGAGUUCGUGUCCCUGUCGGUGAAGCACAUCCUGGGAUUGUACGCAGGACAGAAGGGCCGGCCAGAAAGUGUCAUUCUUGUAGGACACUCUAUGGGUGGCAUGGUGGCGCGGGCGGUGUACACGACGAAGCAGGUGACGGCGGCCAUGGCUCCACUCAUCAUCACCCAGGCCACACCACACACCCGCCCCGUCCUGGUCCUAGACCCGCAUAUACGGACCUUUUAUGAUAAGGUGAACACUUUCUGGAUGAUGGAGCGCAACUUUGAGCUGAAGGAGGUGGUGCUGCUGACGGUGGGGGGCGGGAGGAACGACAUCCAGGUGCCCACCUCCCACACCAACACCCCCCUCGCUGACCUGGCUACCACCACCGCCAAUAUCCCUUCGUGCUGGCUGACGGCAGACCAUCAGGCUGUGGUGUGGUGCUGGCAGCUGGUGAUGGCCACCAUGCGUGCCCUCUUUGACUGUGUGGACGCCAACACCCUGCAGCUCACCACCAACAGGACGCACAUCAUUGACGUGUUCGACUACCACCUCGCCAGGAAAAUAACAGGGAAGCGGUACAAGACAUCCCGGUACCCACACACAAUCCCACUGGACAAGGAGGGAGUGUGGAUAGAGGCAGCAAAGAGACAGUUCACCCACACUGCCACAACCACACCUCGGAGGACCUACCUGGCCAUCCCGCUGCGCCCUGGCCACCCUCAGCAUCACCUGGCCACCAUCAUUGCCAAUAACCUGGAUGGCAAGAACUGGGUGGCUGCUUGUACUGCUUCCACUACUGCUGCUGCUGCUUCCACUGCCACUGCUCAGAAGGGGAGGCAGAUGUGCUCAGUGGGGCUCAACCUGUCUGGCAAGACUCAGAAGAUGUUGGGCAAGAUGAAGUCAGUGGAGGUGGACCUGGCAGCGCUGGGGGAGGCCGGCUACACCCAUGUUGUUGUCUGCAUCCAGCCCUCCGAUGAGAAGGUGGGGGUGGCGGUGGAUGUGCAUAGCCAGGCGGGUCGGCAGCGGUCCACACACGUCCCGUCCUUCCUGCGGUCCUUCAGCCAGACUCUCGUAGUGGACACCACCCCACAGAAGGCACUGUCCUAUAAUGUGACCCUCAACGGCUUCUCUGAGUCCUGGCAGUCCUUUAAGUUCAUCCUGCGGCCACGCCAGAGUUGCCAAACCCAGGAGGUCCCCAUGGCCAGGCUCUACAUACCCUGGACAAACAAAGUCUCCUACAUACAGAAUAGUGGCACUGGUGUGUCCUAUAUAGCGGAGAUUGAUGUGCCUGCUCUUGACGCCAAUUCGACCGCCAGUGUGCAGUUCGUUCUCAACCCAGAAUGCACCUACUCCAUUCUUGUUCAGGGCAGCCUCAUAGGAGUGUUCCGGCGUCUGGUGCUGCUAUACGGCUACCAGAUCCCCGCCUACUGUGCUGUCCACCUCCUCCUCUCACUCACACACCAACUCAAGGGUAUUGGAGAGCAGGGGUCAUGUCCGUCAUUCUUCACCUCCAUGCUGUCCCUCACUCCCAUGGCUGUGGUGCCCUUCGUUAAGGUGGCCAAUCUUGUCCUCAGGAACCUGGAUAUCGAGGACGACUUGAGCCUCCUGAGCAGCCACGGUGAGGACCUGCCUGUGCUUCCCAUUGUGCUGUUCCUGGGAGGCUUACUCAGUCUGCUGCUGGGGGCCAUCACCUGGGGCAUGAUCCUUCUGGCCGGCAAGUCUGUCCCUAACCCCCUGACCCCGACCCUGCCACACCACAGGGUCCUGGGCCACACCAUUGGAGCCACAGACAUGCUGGCGGACCUGGCAGUGACUGGCCUAUCCAGAGUGCCAGUCAUCGUGGGGGCGGCACUCAUCUCCCUGGCAUACUCCACCUGCGGCACCCUGGCACUGUUUCUUGCUGCCAUAUUCUACUUCCUGAAGGUGUCCAAACAAUAUGAGGAGUAUGUGGAGCGCCUGGCAGCGAGUGUCAUUCCAGGGCCGUCAGGGAGAGAGGCGGCCACACAGCGCUCCCUCUCCCGCCUCCACUUCCACCUCACCCUCCUCAUGCUGGUGGGCCUCGUCACAACACUCCACCUGCCCACUCUCGUCAUCUGGUCAAGGCUGAUCAGAACCAACCUGCAGGUGACAGACGACCCUUCUCGGGAGGUGGCGGUGGUGGUGCUGGUGGCGCUGUCCUUCCUGUGGCAGAAGAAGAUGCCACAGCCCAACAGGAGGUUCUACAAGCAGGCGUCGUACAUCAUACACUUCCUGGCACUGGUUGGGUUACUGUUUGGCUCCGUUCACACCUACCGCAUCUCCUACAUCGUGGCUGCAGCACUGGCUCUCACUGCUGCCCACCAACUCCUGGCACCCCUAGCCCCAGAAGACACCAGCCCUGACUCCUGUGACUCCCCUACACAACCCUAUAUGGAGAACCUGACCUCCGAUGAUUCAGGUCACUCGCAGGUCACCACCCCAGACAGUGACUUCUCUCGGGACAGCUAAGCCAGGUCACGAGGGCACCCCCAGACAGUGACCUCUCCCGGGACAGCUAAGCCAGGUCACAAGGGCACCCCCAGACAGUGACCUCUCCCGGGACAGCUAAGCCAGGUCACAAGGGCACCCCCAGACAGUGACCUCUCCCGGGACAGCUAAGCCAGGUCACGAGGGCACCCCCAGACAGUGACCUCUCCCUGGACAGCUAAGCCAGGUCACGAGGGCAGCCGGUGUACUUAAUGUAGUGUUUUGUAGUGCAGGGAUUAGUAUGAGGUUAGUGGCCUUGUAACAGCUCAAGGUGGGGUGACUGUGGGGUUUUUACUUAGGUUAGGCAGCUGUUGUAUAUAUCUUUGUCUUCAUGCUGUGUGUGUGUGUGGGGUGUUGGGUGGUGUGCUGCUGGCUGUCAGUGUUCAAGAUUUGGUUAUUCAGCGACAAUGGUUGAUAGUAGUGCUGGUUUUUUAUCUCUUAUCUUUUAUCUUAACUUUUUUUCAUUAUCUUUUUUAUCUCUUAUCUUUAUUAUUUUUUAUUAAUCUUAUAUUUAUUCUUAUCAAUC